Penaeus vannamei (Pacific white shrimp) is the source of this 573-nucleotide messenger RNA. Lineage: Eukaryota; Metazoa; Arthropoda; Malacostraca; Decapoda; Penaeidae. The record is from RefSeq and is a predicted model, not a curated record.
AUGAAUUUUGUAUUGUCAUCUGUUCUUGGACACCACACCUUAGCGUACUUGGAUGUGGUUGUGUACUCCAGGGGCUUCUCGCAACACUUGAAAGAUCUAGAAGAAACCCUGCAGCUGCUGGCAGCAGCCGGAUUGAAGCUGAACAUAGAGAAGUGCAAGUUUGCUGCAACCACAAUCAACUUUCUGGGUUUCACCAUAUCUCCCGGUGUAUCACCUCAUCAAGAUGAAGUUGCAGCUAUUUUAGCAACACUUGCACCGCGAACUGUUAAGGAACCAGACUUCACGCAACCCUUUGAGCUACACACAGAUGCAAGUAGUAUCACUUUGGGAGCAGCUUUAAUCCAACGAGAUCACGAUGGUACACCGCAUGCUAUUGCAUACUAUAAUAGGAAACUACGCGACCCUGAAACUCGUUAUCCAGCCACUGACUCUGAGUCAUUAGCGGUUAUGUUCGGGGAGUUGUCGUCACAAGAACUUGCUCUGGAGCAAUGCCAGGAUCCUGCACUUCAAGAUAUCUUAUCGUAUCUAAGUGAUGGCACUGUACCAAAGAAAAAGCCUCCAGUUUCCCUCUGA